Messenger RNA from Caenorhabditis remanei, 1788 nucleotides. RefSeq lists its product as uncharacterized. The transcript has 12 exons. The record is from RefSeq and is a predicted model, not a curated record. Bases 1 to 1788 code for a protein of 595 amino acids. NCBI's taxonomy places the organism in Eukaryota, Metazoa, Nematoda, Chromadorea, Rhabditida, Rhabditidae. Gene Ontology annotation, cellular component: plasma membrane.
AUGCGACGUCGAGAACAUCUUCACGUCUUCCAAUACCUUCUACUUUUGAUCUACGCCUCCUCUAAAAAUGGUUACUGUGCAUCGGAGCACGAAUGCAAAUGUAUUCUGUUCAAUGUGACGAGUGGCGGAUUUCAGAGUCCGGAGUUUCCGGCGCCGCUUGAAAACGUGCCAUGUCUGUUUUAUCAUUUUCAGGCCCCACCAGACCACAUAAUUCGUCUAACCUUUGAUGUCUUCCAACUACCGCCCAGGAUUGGAGUCUGCUCGUCGUCAAUUAUGCUCUUCGACCAUUCGCUCGACGGACUCAUCGAGUUCGGCGAGCGUGCCGACUUUGAGUUUUGCGGAAAAGAAAUCGCGUCGGGCCGACAAUUCUUUUCAAAAGAGCAGCACUUUCUAUUGCAAAUUAGCAGUGGCGGGAAGGAGGCGGCGCGUGGAUUUCGCGGCACGUUUUUGGCGAUUCCGAAGGCGAAUUUCACGAGUGACGCCGUCGAGAUGGCCGAGUGUAGUUAUCGGGUCGAGAAGCAGAAGGCAAUAAUCUACUCUCCCCAGUACCCCUACUACUACCCGUCUAAAGUCAAUUGCACAUACCAUGUGCCACAAAGGAAAGGGUUUCAGAUAAUCAUAAAUUCCAUCGUAAUGGACAUCGGCCGCGACGCAAUUCUUCAAAUUUUCGAGUCGGUCGAGGGAAAAUUCGAGAAGCGUCUCAUCGAAAUGGUGACGUCCGUGCAGAAAUCAAUUUACGUCUCGUCGACCGCCUCGCUUCUGAUUUAUUUCUCCGCCGGGAAUAACGACGUCGAACGGGCAGUUGGCUUCGUAAUCGAAUUGCAGUACUCGAAUGCGGUUUGGAGCCAAUCUCCGGAAGCGUCAACGGACUGUCAGCUGAACGUGAACUCGGAGAAUUUCAAAGAGGGCCAACUCUCGUCGGAUAAAAUCGGCCGUUUCACGUCUUCAUCGCUACCGACGAAAUGUCAAAUUGUGCUACAAGGCUAUCCGAAUGAGAAGAUUAGUGUCAAGUUUACGCACUUCAAUUUGUAUGUGCCAGAUAAUAAGAAUGUGACGAAGCGUUGCACGGAAGUGGACAACCUGUCAGCAGAUGUACGUGUCGGGUCCCGUCUAUCGAGAAUCGAUGAGUGGUGUGGAAAACGGACGCCCCCGAAUCUGAUGAGCAGUUCAAACCUGUUACAGUUGGAGUAUAACACUAAAUCCUCCAAAGCAAUUCGAGAGAGCACAAAUGACAACAUUGGCUUCCAGUUAGAAUACAAAUUUCAUACCGAUUGGAAUAUGGGAAAUAUGAAGGCGAAGGUGGAUAAGAGGAAAGAGUGCCGCUUCUCAUUCAACUCAUCGGAGCACACAAACGGCAAACUUUGGUCGGCCAACUAUCCGGGCUUGUACCCGCGCAAUGUCUAUUGUGAAUAUAUAUUCCAUGGGCGGAACGAUCAAGUCGUGCAUAUUCAUUUCGAGUAUUUCGAUAUCGAGGGGUUUAAUCAAUGCGACGAAGCCACCCAAAGCGACUAUAUCCUCUUCUCCAACUACCAAACGCACGACCGAACGAACCGUCGAUUCUGUGGAAAAACAGCGCCAAAAGGCCCGAUCCUCUCGGAAUCCAAUUAUUUCCGAAUGAUUUUCUCGACGAACGACAUCUUCGACGCCACCGGAUUCUACGCUCACUACCAAUUCAUCACUCAAGAGAAAUCUCAAAUCAGCCGGGUCAAGCUAACGAUAUCUUCUAGCCACACUCCGUUCUCAACCAUCUUUUUUUAUGUGAUAUUUUCAUUAUUAUUGAUUUUUUGA